CUCCUAAGCGACGGUAUAAGCAUAGAGCUAUGAACUGUUGGUAGUGCGGAUAUAGUGAACGUAUUACAAGCAACUGAAGUAGACGAUAUCAACAUUGAAACAGAUCAUUUAGUACACCAUACCUGGAUGACAAAUAUAAACAAAGCAAAGGAUAAAGUCUGGGUGAUGGAUUAACAAAAUAAACCAGGAAUUUAUAAAUAAUUUAAUAAUUUACAAUAACCAUUCUACUUUACAAGAAGAUGCGUUUGUAGAAUAAUUUUGAGCCUUAUUCAUUUAUAUACAAGCUCCAUCACAAACGGAAAAUGUCGGUGGCCGUUCAGAAUAUUGCGGAAGGACAAUUCUUUAGCAAGGGAAAGAAAAGAAGAAAGUCAAAACAUAAACUAAAGCCACGAGCCGAAGACCUGGCCCAUCUUGGACGGAGUAGGGUACUAGGUCGCUUGGUCAAGCAAGAGGUCAUCAAGUUGAAUUCCCGUGGGGGCAUUACUGGGAUUUUGGAAAGUAGGGGGAAAUCGAGGGGAACAGUGGGUACACUCGAGAGUCGGGGUAAAUCUCGCGGGGGACAGGGAAAUGGAUUGUCUAAAUCCAUGUCCAGCCUUGAUGGUGUACAACUCAAACGAGGGAACUUACACAAGGAAAGAUCGUUUAUGACUCAGGCUGAGAGCAAUUUAUCACUGAACAAUGUAGGAGAUCUCCCAUUGAAGCGUAUGAGCAAAUUGACUCUAAAAUCCAAGUUAGAAUACAACACCAAUCAACGCCGUAGAGCUCGACCGAGUGUACAAUUCGAACUUUCACCCGGCCCUGAUGAUGAUACAUUUACUGGGUACGAGUUUCCAGAUGGCUCUGAAUUUGAUGAAACUGAUGAAAUGGAUGACGAAUUGUUGUCCCCUACAAGGACAACGACGAGAGCACAUAGCAUUAGAAGUGCAAGGACCAAUUCGAUCACCGGAUCCCAUUCUCCAAGGAUCCCAAGCCAAGGAUCUAAUCCCAACGAACUCUCCCCUAGACGGAGACAUUCAAUUCGGAGACUGUCGAAAGUCUCCGAUAGCAGUGGCCCGAAAAUCUUCAAACUUCACCAGGGAUUUCAUGAUAUAAUGGGCACUAUAGCCCGACGAAAGAGCGUCAUGCGGAAGAUGGCGAGGAAGGGGUCUUUAGCACAAGAAAACGGAGACCAAGACGCUGAAACUAAUAUAGUAAACGCGAUAGAACAUGAAGUUGAGAACGACUGGAUAUUAAGAGAAGCUCAGAGGAAAAGUCAGGAAGAAUUUGAUAAGAGAAAUGCCUCUUUGAGGAUUGUACGAUUAACAGAUGAUGACCCCCUUCUGCCAAUACAAAAGCGAAUGCAAGAGGUGCACGAGAUGGUCAGACCAAAGAGAGAGGUGGAAAAUAUCAUGCAACAAGUAAAUGAAGAGUCAAGGAAGAUGAUAAUGGAUAUGGGGAACCUCGCAUACAGUGAAUUCAGACGCCAGAGGAGAAAGGACUGGACGCUGAAGGAUAGGUUCAGAUAUGCCGCCAGAAUGGCACUGAUGCUUUGUAAGGCGUUUAUGUUUAGAAAAAAUUAUUACAUUGCCGAGAAAGCAGGGGUGCCAGGAAAGACAAAGACGCAGAAUGAGACAAUAACAGAGGGGAUGGCCAAACUCCGAUCUAGCAAGGCAAGCGUUGGGCAGGAGAUGGAAUGGGCAUUAACGACCCAACCAGAGUUUAGGUCAAACAAGCAGCAUGCGAAAGCAAUGUGGAUGCUAAGAGCAACUAAAGCUUUCAAAAGCCUCUUUCCGGCUGAAAUGGAAGGAGAACUGGGACGACUAUUGGCAUAUGAGAGGUAUGACGAUGGUAGGAUAAUUGCCAAGCAAGGUGUUCCUCCGCAGAGGUUCUAUUACUUUCUCACUGGUCGAGUGAACAAAAUGAGGCAUUACAAACUAAACAAUGGUGUAGUGACAAAGGCUAUGGGUCAUCUCGGAAAAGGGAUGACAACUGAUGCUGAAGAGAUGGAGAGAGAAUGGCGUCUUGAGUAUGAUCUUGUGUGCAAGGGACCCGUUGAAGUUCUAAUCUUAGAUAAAGAGUCAUUUAUGUACCUAUUAAACACAACACAAGGCCCUCCCAUAGAUUUUCUCAGAACCAUUGACCUUUUCCAAGAGUUUCCUGUUGAGGAAUUCCGCUGCAAUCUCGACACAAUAGAAUGCAGAUACCACGCGCCCAAUAAAAUGGUAGUUAAGGACGCCAACAGGACGCCAUGGUUACACAUAGUUAAAUCGGGGUUUGUUAAAGUGAUACGAAUACAAAAUGUGAUAGAUACAAGACAGGACAAUCUAUUUGACACCCAGAAUGAACAAGAAAUGGGCAGUGGAAAAUCCUUUAGUCAUGCCGAUGCAAUGUUAGGAGUGAUGGCCAAACAAAAGAAAAUGAAAACAAUGCUUAGUCUCCCAGAGAUAUCUACCAUUAAAGAUAAUAAUAUUGUGUCAAAUCCUUAUGGAAGUACACUCGGGCUUGAUGUGCCAAAUCUUCAAAAUGACCAAAAAGUUCAUAGAAAACACAAGAGAAAUAAAAGUGAUAACAUGAUACCUAAAAAACUAUCUAGAAUAGAGCAAUUACGGAAGCUGACAACAAUACAGAAGAGUCUACCAGAUAAACCACAAACUGCUGAAUCUACGUAUAGGAAAAGUCCGAUGUCACCAAUUCAAUCUUUGUUGGAACCUACCAGAUCGAGUCAAACAUCAACUCCUAAAGAACAAAGCACAUUCCUUGAAAAUCCAGCCAUUAAGGUGUCGUCUGCUGAUGAUGUCAUGACAUCAGCGCCCUCUAUAGUCGAUGAUAUAAACCCACUUUUGGUGAUUGAUGGUGCCUCACCCAGUCAAACACCUAAGAAAAAGCGGAGAAAAGACGUCAACCUUCCUCCAAUCAUAAACAUCCCAACAAAAGAGGACAGAUCAAGCGCAGGAGGUUCAUUUGAACCACAUUCCCUCUGGUUGACUCGGGAAAAAACGCAGGUGGAUGAGGCAAUAGCAAAAGUUUAUAAUGAUGAAGACAAGGAAGUUAUAACUCACAGAAAGGCAUAUCUCCAGCUUGAUUUACUCGGGCCCGGUGACGUAUUUGGAGUUGAUCAUUUACACGCAACACUGGCAUCAGAGGAACGCGGAGUUUCACUAAUGAGUGAUGGGGCAGAGAUCAUUCGUGUCAAUAAACGAUUCUUCCUACAGCACGCACAGAACAAUACUAUGUUGAAAGUUGAAACAAUGUACAAGGAAUACAUGAGUUUAGAUGACGCCCAGCGUGUAGUCUAUGACCAGGAGCGUUGGCAGCAAUACAAACUAGCUUUAAUGAACAAAAAGACAGCUCAAAAACCUAAAAACACAUCAGAUAGGUAGCCCUACACAAAAACCCCUCUAUGUGAGGGACACAUUACUGCAGAAUACAUCGUUCCGAUAACUUGCCAAAACCACAAUAUACAUCUACUCAGGGGACAACAUCAAGCGACAGGAUACAUUUUCCGAAUUGGACGCCCAAAAAACAGAAUAUAUUCUAUACAGAUACAAGACACUAUCAAUUGCAAUUGGAGAAUCGACCUUCUCAACAACGUCAAGAGGAUUUAUUGAAAUCUUACACGCUUAUCCGAACAGAAUAAGCAAGGGACAAAAUAAUAACAAUGCAACAGCUUAAGUACAGAAUAACUGUUUUUUGUAUUUAAUAAUGUUUUUCCAUUGUUAUGUUUCUCUUGGGUGCAUGAGACAAAAAACAAUGUCAAAACUUAAAGUUAGAUAGGUUUUGAAAUAUGCCAACGAUUUGUGUGCACAUGGCGACUCAUCAGAUCAAUACUUCAAUACUGCGCAUUAUAAGAUUAUGUUUUUAAAAUAUAAUAAUAGUAUAAAAAUAAAACUAUUUUUGUGAGGAAUUUAUUAGUUUUGUGACAAUUUUGUAAAAUACCAUUGAUAUGAAAUC
This is a messenger RNA of Owenia fusiformis, 3930 nucleotides long. The record is from the annotation of a GenBank genome assembly. NCBI's taxonomy places the organism in Eukaryota, Metazoa, Annelida, Polychaeta, Sabellida, Oweniidae.